This is a messenger RNA of Lytechinus pictus (painted urchin), 7673 nucleotides long. RefSeq lists its product as uncharacterized. The record is from RefSeq and is a predicted model, not a curated record. NCBI's taxonomy places the organism in Eukaryota, Metazoa, Echinodermata, Echinoidea, Temnopleuroida, Toxopneustidae. The transcript is spliced from 22 exons. Bases 109 to 6534 code for a protein of 2141 amino acids.
ACCGAACGUGCUGCGAUGUUUUUCCGAUUUGGACCUGGCAGUAAAGGCGAGAAAAUUUGUGUUUUUUCCAGUGGUUAUUCAAUGGAAUGAUCACAUUACUUGGGAUAGAUGGAUACAUCGUCUGGAGGCAUAGGGGCCUCUGCACCUUCUCAUCAUGAUCCCUCUCACCAUGAACCUGUGCCGGAACCGGCCUUGAUGGAGGUGGUUAUUUCAUCAGAUGGGGUCCAGUCAGAGACCGUAGAGAUGCCGUCUUGCCACAACUGCACAGUCUUACAGAAGGAGCUAGAAGACAGUAAAAGAGACAGAGCUUUCUUUGUAGACAUCAAGAGAAAGAUGAUAUUAACAGAUACACUCAUACAGAAGCACCAGAGCAAAUGUCAAGCUUUUGAAGAACAGCAGAAGAGUAUUCAAAAUUUAACUACAAGAUUAGCCCAGUCAAAGAGAGACUGUAAGGUAUUAGAGGAGCAGCUUGCCACAACGUUGAAAGACAUCAUCCCAUGGAAGAAGGAUAAAGAACGAUUUCUUCAGGAAGCUCAGGAGAGUAAGAAACAGUUUGAUGAUCUUCACAAUAAGCUCAGCGCUCAGAAGUCUCUUAUAAAACAAUAUGAGAGUAAACUUGAGAUAUGCGAUGACGAGAAAGCUGUCUUGGAGUCUGACAUCUUUGAGCUGAAAUCUCAGAUAGAAUCCACAAAACAGAGCUGCAAGAAAGCUUCUUCUUCGCUGGAAAAGGCAAGAGAGGAUAACAGCAAGUUGAGGAAAGAGAUGAGCCAAGUCAAGAAAUCAAAAGCUUCUCUUAACCUCAAGUUUGAAAGAGCAAAGGUAAAGAUAAGAGAAUUGUGCAGCCUGUUGACACGACAUGGGAUCAAAGCCCCAAGGAUGAGACAAUUCAGUUCUUCAGAGAAAGAGGAUGAAGAAGAGGAGAAGGAAUACAUGGAGGGGACAGAGUCUAGUGACCGAGAUGACAAAGAAGACGUCAUGGUUUCCAAGGCAAUGAACCCUAGAAAUGCUGCAGACAAACCUGUUGCUAUGCCAACGUAUAAACCUCGCCAGUCUGGAGUUCAGUCUCACCCUGCCAGCGCCCCUCCAAGCAGGAGAGCCUUUCCGAGGAUGGAUUUCACCUCCGUAACGUGUCUCUCACCCCUUCCACCAUCUCCUCCUGAUAAUCAGGAAGAUAAAUACAGUUCUGACAGUAAUGAGAGCGACAUAACACUGACAGAGGUCGCAGCCAAAAUUGAGGCCCAGCUCGCCACUCCUGUGCUUAUGAAACGCCAGAGAGAACAACUCAACAAAGAGCAGUGUAGACCAUCAACCAGAGUAUCCCCAAGGCGAAGGGUUCCUGGAAGACGCGAAACAACAAGUUCAGGUGCAGCGGUUGAUCCUGGGGGAAAUACAGAUGGAGCAGCAUCUCGAAGGGGUCUCCGAUCCUUGAGGAAUACACCUGGAAGUAGCGAGGUAUCUUGUAAGCCCCCAGUCAGGUCAGGUUUCAGGGGUUCUAAGAGACUGGAGAUGGGAGAAACUGUUGAAAACAUUUCAGAGAAGAAGAGACCACGAGGAAGGCCUAGAAAAAUUAAGGAUAAUACCAGUGAGGUUCAUGGUGACCCAGAAAAGAAUCAUAGUGAAGACUUUUCGCAGAGACUGCAGGGAAAAUAUCAGAGCUUGUCAUCAUCUGAUGAGGAAGUCAAUGAGAAAGAGGAUGUAAGAAAAGGGUCUCGAACGGAGCAAGGUGGGAUUUCAGCCAUGAAAACUCGCUCCAAGGCCAAAAGCCAGGACUUGAGAGGCCAGAAUACUUUGGAAGAUGGUAAAGACAUCACCUUGGAUGAUGACCUGCAUUUGUCCAGUGAUGAAUCAAAGCAUUCUGUCUACAACCCCAAGGACGGUGCUUCUAGCGAUGGAAGUGACACAGCAAGUGUUAUUGGGAGAAAGAAAAGGCUGAAUAUGAAAAGACAGACUCUGAGGAAAUCGAGCGCAUUGAGCGAUAGUAGUGACAGUGAAGGUGAUCAUCCCAAACUCAAAGGAACCCAGCUAAGACAAAGUGUUAAACUUACUGGCAUUCACCAUCAGUCAAAGACAUCUGAAGCACCAAGGAGUGAAGACGGUGCGGUCAAGCUUUUAUCAGAUGAAUCCGUUCAAUCCAGUAAUAUGACAUUGGCCGAUGAGGAAGACACUUCAAUCAACACCAGAAGGACAUCACGAAGAUUGGCUCAUCGACAGAGCAAUGUUAAAUCUCAGGCCUCUAUCGAAGAACAGAAUUCUGUCAAAGAACAUGUAAUUACUAAAUGUAACAAAGAUCUCAGUGAUCAAAUUGAGCAAGGUAUCAAAACGGAACACUCUGAAAAUGUGACUGAAUCACAAAGAAAAGUAGCUACAAGUGAUAGAGAAAAGGUACUUGAUGAUCAGUCUUCAGAGACUGUUUCAAGAGUGCUUGCAAAACAGAGAGUGACAAGACAAGUGAGUAGGAAACUUUUAAGGUCAGUGAGCAGUCCACCUGGUUCGGAGGAUGAUAAAGGUGGUGGGCAAUUUGUAAGGAAACGUGGAAGAGGUAUUUCAAAGGCUGAAAGGUCCAUGUCAAAUAAAUCUUCUAAAGAUGAUGGCAUUCCAUCCAAGUUGGGACAAGAGAAUGGUGGAGAGGGUGUAUUGUCUCAGGAAAAGAUGCUACUUAGAAACCUGUCUUCACCAGCUCGCCUGACAAGAUCUGCAUCACGUAACCUUGAUUCGUCAGAAUCACUUGUACCGAUGUCAGUGAAACCCUGUACCGAACAGAAAACCCCAUUCUCAGUGAAAGCUGAUUGUAAGUUGCCUGCAGAAGAUGAGGAAUCCUCAAAGGGUUCCAAAGUCACUGCAAAGGAAACACAGAGAUCAUCUCAGAAACGGUCCCAUGAUAUGCAAUGCUCCGAGGAUGAGAAAGUGGAUGAAGAUGCAAAAUCAUUGGACCUAGAAGUCUUGGAGAGUAGAAAGGAUACUGAUUCAGCCUCAAAGGCAGGAGAGGAGAGUGAGGAUCCAUCCACUCGAAGUGAUGGGAAAAUCUUAAUGAGGUCAGAGACAGAAGAAUUUGUUGCAUGUAUGGAUGAGGUUCCUUUUAUUGAUUGUGGGGAAAACAUAGAUACACUGAAAACAACAGGAGAGGGCAUGGUAGGAGAUAAAGGAAAGACUAUUACAAGUGAUAGUAAAGACACCAAGAAAAAACAAUUACCCACCAGGCAAAGUAAAAGAAUCAAACUCUCUUCUGUUGAUGUAAUCAAAGAGAAAACAGAGGAUUCAUCUUGUGUGGAAGGCAUACCUGACAAUGCAGGAGGUGAUAACUCAAGAGAAAGUGCACACAGAGAGAUGAGGAAUCGUGAAGAAUUGGACAGACCAAGCACUAGCAGAGGAUUAAGAUUGUCAAUGGAAAUUUCUCAUGGAGCACUUGUCAGAGAGCAGCCUCCAAUUAUUUCUCAGCAGCGGGAACGCCAUACCUCCUUUGCAUCACUGCCCUCCUUGGAAAGGAACAGUCCUAUGUCACCAAUUGAAGAACCCUUUCAAGGAUUUGAUACCCGUCCUAUAUCUCCUAUGUCCCCAGAAAGACCUGUUGAGAGGGUAUCUCCCAUCUUGCCUACAUUCUUAUUUGACUUGCCAUCCAUCCCAAGAAUGCUUUCCCCUUUGCCACCAAGUCCAUCACGAAUCCAUCCAGAAGGAGAGGCUAUUGAUGCAACUGAAGGUGACAUGCAGGAGGUCAUGUCAGAGGAAAUUCCUGAAGCGCAAGCUCAACCAAGGAUGAUAUCUCCGCUGUUCCCAACACCUGUCCCUUUCGCGGUGUCACCCAUCCCUGAGAUGUCUGUUCCACCAGCUAUUUCACCUAUAGCUGAUGUCCAGCAUCCUCCCGAGAUUUCACCUAUUGCAGAUGUCCAACCACCUGUCCUGGGUGUCCAAGCAAUCCAGAAUGUUUCUCCAGGAAAGAGUCCGCAACUGCCCUCGCCUAGGAUUUUCCAUUCUGUAGCACCAUCAGACGCCAUCACAGUGCGACCUCAGCAUAGUAGUCCGAGCUAUAACCAGGACAAAACCACAGCUAUCAGAAGCCUUAAUGCUGUCCUUGAUAGAGAUGACAAUGUAGGGGAUGACCGAAGUAGCUUUUCCAAGAAACUAAUUGCAAGAAGGUCCAGUGCUGAAGAACCUGGUAGGAGACCUGGAGAUACCAGCCAGAACAAUCCGCCAUCUCAUCCUGAGGUAAAGAAUGAAGCUCGAGCUACUGCCAACAGUAAUCUUCCGUUGAACUAUUCUCAAAGAAUCUGUGCCAAACAUGAACCGACCAACCAACAUCGCAUUUCAACUCUAGAACAAAUGGCAAAUGAAACUUUGGUUAAACAAAGACAGAGUGGGACGCUGCGCCAAAGCUCUUCAAGCGAUCUAGGGCACCAACCACCGCUUCAGAGUAAAGGUGGCUUUAGUGAGUACCUGCGGAGAGCAGAUGGGCAUGAAGAUCCAACAGCUUUUAGCAGAGUCAUUCCUCACCGGGAAGAGCAGAGAUCAGCUAGCAUUGGCAAUUCCUCCAUACAACCUUCUAAAAGUGAAGACGCAAAGAAGUCUUCUAAUGCAAUUACUGAUGAGAAGACCCAAGUUGCACUUGAUGAUGACAUGAAAGAGGGAAAGCUGGACAAAGGAAAAAGCCCAUCUGAUGCUACACAGACUGCAGCUUUUGAUAAACCCAUCUCAAAGAAGCUGAACAAGACAAUCGUCGGAAGCAUAUGGGGUCAAAUGGCUAUUCAGGAUAGAAGGGACACAGGAAAUCAAAAUAGAAAGAAGCAAACCAGGUGCCCUUUGCCAAACUCUCAGGAGUCUGGUGAAACCCAAGCCAAGUUUAAGGUACCUAGUGAACCACCCUUACCAGCCACUCAUGCUCUGGCCCAGCAGUCAGUCCAGGGCAAGGACCAGGCCCCAAGAAACAAAGAACAGGUUUUCCCACGGUUUGUUCCUGCUUCUAAACAAAAGCCUCCUGUCUCAGCUCCACUCCAAGUACCCUUCAAAACCUCUGGACCUGGAACCGGACCAGAAACUGGACAAGAACCUAUAAACCACACCCAAGAUCUUGACAAGACUGCAUGCUCCACAACGCGUGUUGAAUCUUCAAAGUCACUGGCAGUCACAGACCAGACCCCACUUCAGGAUGUAGCCUCAGAGAAGGUCCAAGCCAAGGCUUCAUUCAAAAGACCAAACCAGUCCUGGGCUCCUGGUCCUGUUACUCCUCACCAAAUCAAGACCCAGAAGAAGCUUCAUCUACAUGAUGUCCUUCGUCUGAUUAGAGAACAUAGCCCAAAGGAAUCGGUCUUUACCAUCUGUGAAUGCAUCAUUGAGUUCUUAGAGCAGAACAAUGUGAACCUUUUUCCUGCAAUUUAUGCCAAGUGCAUCGUGGGUAACACGUCAGCACAGCCGGUGAUAUCUUCACAUGAAGAACAGAUUUCAAAGACCAUCUUCUUAUGGACCAAAGAAAAGAGAAAAAGAAAUGUGAUGCAUUUACUGCUGAGCGAACUUGGGCAAAGAUUAGCAAGCCAGGAAGGUGUUGACCUAAGCCGGACUCUGACGUUCAGCCGACUGUUUGCUGCUAUUUGUAGAGAUUCAGACUGGAUAGGCCGAGCCAGAGUACUGUGUUACGAUAUCAUCAGGGAAAAUCUACCCAAUGGCUACCAUCUACUACUGGCCAUAGCUGCAGUCUGGCCAAGCAUUCUCAAGAAGAAGGAUGGUGUUGUUCAGCCUCUCAUGUCCACAAUGGAAAUCAUUGUAAUGCACCAACUUCAUUCUGACCUGAAGGGAACCACUUCCUUCAUUAGGGAAACAGCUGAGAAGAUUAUUAAGUGUUUCUCUCAUCUGUGCAAGUGGAACCCUAUGGCCUGGGAGUCAAAGGGAGAUGCUCAUGCUGCUUGGCUCAUAGGCUUGCUGAAGGAUCCCAACAUAGCAACAUUCCAAAGAAAUAACACAAAGAUCCUUCUAGGAAACAAGUGCUUUGAAACGAUUAAGGCCGUUGAGCUCCUAGCCUCUUGUCAAGGCUGGGAGUGGACAAACAACAAGCUCAUCAUUGAAAAACUUUGGCCUGUUCUAAAAGACUGGAGCAAGAGUCUAUCCAAGGGCAGUGCUGAGAAGAAAGGGGAUGGAACACCUGGUGAAGGGAGUCUAGCAGGGCAAUCAAUGACUUCUUUGGCCAGUGCUUGUGCUGUAAUGAAAGUUAUUGGCAAUGUUGGUCAGAUUGGUCUAUCAAUCAACACCCAGUCUGUUGAACAGCUUCUCAAGAUGUUGAUAGCCGUGUUAAAGCAGCCAUCGGAAACCAUUCCAUGGCCCAUGCAGCUCUACACAGCUCAGUCUAUCUAUGACCUAUCACCAAGCCAGCAGGAGGUUGCAUCCCAGGUGCUUCGUCAGUGGGUCGCCAAGGCCGUCAACGCUGUCCCGGAGAAACUGGCAGAUCGCAUCAACAACCUCGGUAGAAAACUACAGAGUCCAGACAACGAGGGUCAACCUGAGGGUGAUGAAGGUCAAGAAGAGAAAGAAUCGGUUAGUGAAGAGAUGAAAUGAAAAUGAUUGAAUAUUCAUUACAAAUUGAGAAUGUGUCUACAAACUUGGUAGAAAACGGACGACUUCAGAUGACUCGGACCAAUACCAUGGUUCCAGCGGGAAAUGAGAAAGAUUUACCUCAUGAAAAGGUUAAAUGACAUUGGAUGAAUGUGGCGAAAUCAGUAUUAACAACCCUUGUAGAAAACUACCGAGUUGAGACAAUGUUGGUUGACCAGAGAUAUUAGAAAGAUCAAGAAGAGGAAAGAUUAGGUGGUAAAGAAAUAUUAAAUAUCUUCUAUAACAUCCUGGGACCCUUAACACAAAGCUUAGCAAUGAUCGUAGAACAUUUUGUAAUGAUAGAUUGCAUUGACUACAAUGUGUAAUUAAUCGCAAAAAUCAAGCCUACGAUCAAAAGCUAACCUUUGUGUUACGUGCCCCUGGUGAGAUUCAAGAAGUCCAGGUAGUCAUUGAUGAAUGAUACUGGGCUGUAUUGGUGCUAUAUAAAUUUUUCAUAUUACUUUUGCAGUUGAAGAGAUAGAUGGUGUCUCGCAAAUACAAAUUAUGGAUGUGCCAAGGAAAAAAAAGUUGUAGAAAUAUUACCGAAUUGCUGGUGAGUGGAUUUGUGAAAAAAAAUCAUGUGAUUUUUAGAAAAUAAACUUUUUGUAGUAGUGGCAUAAGUAAAAGAUUUAUACAUAGGCAUCCUUCUUUUUUUAGCAUUCACUCACCACCAUGCCAACAUGCAAUUUUUGUAUUACAUUUUGACAUACAUGCAGGACUGAUCAUUCAUUGUAAUUGUGUUAAAAGAACUCAGAUCAGGGUCUACAUGCUGCAAGUGAUUAAUGAAUGACACUUUGAUUUCCCUUUUUACAGAAAAUAUCUGAUUCUCUGCUGUCUUAUUUUCUAAUUUCUUAUGACUAAAUACUUUAAGGGUUGUUAUUAAAAGCUUAUCAAUUACAAGUAAAUUUUAGGUCCCUAGAUCAAUCUUAAUGCAUGCUAUCGAUUUGCUGGUGUUCUUGUCGUAGGAGGUAUUCAUUGAUUUUCUUGAUAUAGAAUUGAUCUGCCAAUUGUGAAGGUGUAAUCAAAUACAAAUAAGUUUCUAGCAAUUUCCUGUAAGGGAUUGUUUUGUUUGCAUACUUACAAAUACAUAUAUUUUAUCAAGA